Planococcus citri (citrus mealybug) is the source of this 2157-nucleotide messenger RNA. RefSeq names its product peroxidasin homolog. The record is from RefSeq and is a predicted model, not a curated record. NCBI's taxonomy places the organism in Eukaryota, Metazoa, Arthropoda, Insecta, Hemiptera, Pseudococcidae. The transcript has 11 exons. Gene Ontology annotation, cellular component: neuron projection. Gene Ontology annotation, molecular function: protein binding. The coding region runs from base 107 to 1732 and encodes 541 amino acids.
UUCCGGCUUUAAUGAUAUGAUACGAAUAGGUAGGUGUCUAGUUAUUAUUCGGCGUUUCGCGAAUUGAAUAGAUGAAUUCAUCGUAUGGUUAACUAAGUUUGUUGAAAUGUUGUUCCAAGUGACAUUUUAUUUGUAUUUGCUUAUUUCGCCAGCAUUUGGCUCAGUGAUUGAACAGCCAUCUGAGCCAUCUUGGUCAGGAAAUGGACACCGUAUGAAAAGAGAAACAAAAUCUAUUCCGGAACCUCGUUUGACAUUUUCACCCGAUGAUAAGGAUACCUUCUCUGUGAAGGAGGACUCGGAUCUAGAUAUAUCUUGCGAAGGACCAAUGAAAGCAAUCUCGUGGUACUACAAUAAUUCAGAAAUAUCGACCAAUAAAAACGCCGACGUUUUUCAAAAAUCAUCUGAAUUGGACGGCGGAGUGAUGAAAAGAAAAUUGAAAUUCGACGAUUUACAAACAACGAAUAGCGGCAAAUACACUUGCGUGGGUUUCUCAACUUCUAAUGGAAGUAGAAUCGAACGUACUGUUUCACUCUCAGUUCAAGAGACUGAUAUCUUGAACAAUCCUAAACUAACAGUAAACGAUGACAGAGUAGCCGAUACAAAUCUCUACUACAGAGUUAACGAAACAUUGGAAGUAAUUUGUAAAGGAGAUACGGAAUCCAUCGUAUGGAAAGGCCCACCGAAUGGCUGGCCUAUUCCAGAAACACUCAGUGCCACAAGCAAUCGUAUGCACGUGGAACGUAUUAAAAAAAAGAAAAUAGCAUUGAAAUUCAAAGCAAUCACGACCAGCGAUGAAGGAACCUACACUUGCGAAGCAACCAAAAGAAAAAACACCAAAGCAAAAAGUUUCAAACUAUACGUAAUUGAUCCUGUUCGUAUAACUAGCUUCCCACAAAGCCCAACUACCAGGGAAGGUGACAACGUUACGCUGGGAUGUACCGCAACAAGCCAUCCUAAGGCAAUAGUGAAUUGGUACCAGUAUUUCAACAAAACACAUUCCGAUGGAACAUCAUAUUUUAAAAUAAUCGAUGACCAAACUAAUUCGCAUUUCAAAUUGGACGGCGAUAAUUUACUCAUCAGCAAUAUAACUUACAGAGAGGCGGGCAGGUAUAGGUGUGAGGCGAUUCAAGAUAUCGAAAAAGGUUCCACGGAUAGACGAACCAUCGAUGUGAAUGUUGAACAUAAACCGUACCCCUCGAAGAAUCAUACCAUUUACGAGAAGAAGCUCAACACGCUGGUCGAAGUGCCAUGUGAAAUGGUCGCCAAUCCUGAGCCUUUCUAUACGUGGUUUCAAAAUGUCAAUGGCACAUUUCAAAUGAUUAGUGCUCCGAGUCCAAAUAAAAAGCUCACAAUAAAUUUCAACCAAGAGUCGCAAUUCGGCGAAUACAAAUGUCAGGCUAAUAACGCAAUUGGUUACAAUGAGCAGUAUAUUUCAUUAAUUCCAUUGGAAAACCCAAGACCACCGAAAAUCGAACUGUAUACAGUAAGAAAAACUUACGCCUAUCUUAAAGCUAUAGCUGAGAGAAACAGUAGCUUCAUUUUCUAUAAUAUCGAAUACAAGGAAAAGGAUACCGGAGAGUGGACUGGCAUGAAUGUUACUCUAGGAGAAACCUGGGAUACGAAAUACGAAGUACCCCAUUUAUUCGAAAAAACCAGAUACAUCGUAAGAGUAAGAUCUAUCAACAAUUUGGGUGUGAGUGAGCCAUCAAAUGAAAUAGAAUUCACAACAUGAUCAGGAUGAGACUUUUACCACAGCAUCAGGAAUACGACUCGCCGCAUCGUUUAUUGUACUAUUAUUCGCUAUUUUGCUCCGACAAAUGUUUUAAAUAUUCUCUGGAAUUAAAAAUAAAAAAAAUAGAUAACGAGGCGAGAUCUCAUAAAGAAACGUAUGUACCUCAAUCGGCGGUGUUUUAAAUUUUAAUAUAUUUUUGUCAUUAUUAGUCAUCAUAAGCUUUUGGAAACGCAACCGUGGCAAAAGCUUACCUUAAACUUGAUUUUUCAAAAGUCAAUUCACUUUCAUGGUAUUGCGAAGUUCGACUAAAUUGAAAUUGAGGAUGCUAAUUUCUAAGUACCAUACCCAUACUUAUUGUUGGAUUUUGUAGUUGUAAGUCAUUUAUUCAAAAUUAUUCUAAACGCUUAAUAUAUUUUACAAAAUGA